CGUCGACCUUUUCCCACAGUAACAUAAUGCGGUUUCUUCUCGCCCCUCCGGCUGUUGGUUUAAGGAAACCUAACUAGUCACCGGGAAGGGGUUUCUUGCGCUCCAUGCUUGUUUCCUCUGCUUGAUCGCUAUCUCCCCGAGUCAAAGGCGGAAUCUUCAACCUCAGACUGCAAACGGCGAAUGGUCACGGUGGCCAGCUGCAGCGCAGUAGAAUUUUACAGCUUUUGCUAGGCCGUUUUAACUCUAGUUUGUUGCAUCAUUGAUGUUUUGAAUCAAUGCUCAAUUCAAGUCGAUUGAUUCAUGAUGGUCAAGACCAAGGCCACCCCUUUCCAAGAUUCAAAGCAAUGGUCUCGCUGGACCUUUUACGCUGUAAUCCAUCAAUCACCCUUCACAGCAUAAGUUACGAACAGGAUCGUGGCCUCAACUCCUGGCAUUUUAUAUUUAUUUAUGCAACGAUCUAUUAGGCGCCGGUGACUUCAUCGUGUUCUCGUGUGCACUCUUUUAGUUAUCGUCGGACCUCUAGUACUCCUGCUUGCCCUGAAACAACUCAAAGCGCCAGCCCCGUUCAGAUUGAAGGCUGUCCCGCACGUGCCAUUGGAUCUCGAUAUGAAGAGGUUGUUUUAAAAUCUGCCUAUUCGUGCUCUCCUCUCAUAUAAAGCGCCAACGCUCGCUCUGCAGUUGUUCAUUCUUACCAUGUCCCCCUCUUUAGAUUCCUCCGCUUUAGCCAUUAGGCGUAGAAGAGCUCCGAUGGCCUGUCGAAAUUGUAGGAAGCGGAAAAUCAAGUGUGUCACCAACGAAGACCCCCCCCAUAAUCCAUGCGAAAGAUGUACGAGGAAAGGUCUCCAUUGUGAAUACGUUGCAGUCGGAGAUGAAACCCCCCCAUCUAGCCCAAACGGGCCCCCACCGAAUUCGCCGCCACAUUCCACAACAGGCCAAGCAUAUUACGGUUUACACUCUCAGCAGCACCAGCAAUCACAUGCUUCCCUCUACCCUACGACACAUAGUGGCCUCCCUUCGAUACCACGGUCAUUGAACCCAACAUGGAAUAGCCCAUCUAUGUCCUAUGGGGUCGAUAUGCCCGCGAACUACUCUUACUCUGGGACUCCAUCCCAAACACAGGCUUGGCCGCAAACCUACAACUCGUCUUCAUAUCCGUCGCCUUUCCAUGCUCAAACAUCAUAUCCCGGUUAUUCCCAACCACAGCCGCCUGGAACGAUACCCGGCCAGACGUAUCAACCCGCUAUGUACGGCCACAAUCAACGGACUUAUUGCGUAUGCAAUGGGCCGUGCAUCUGCGGUCGAGGAGUACAAGGAUGACAUCUUACUGCUGGCUGGCAUGCUUUGACACUCACGUCCGUACGGUUUAGUUCGCCGCGCACCGGACCAUAUCCAUUCUCGUUUUCGUUCCAGACGGCACUCCUAAUUAUGGCUCGCAACUGUACCUCAUAUUGGACGAUGUACGGCCUGGUGCCACAUAUCCUCGUAAUCACUUUAUAAUAUGAUCAUCGUAUACAAUCUUACAGACGAC
Marasmius oreades (fairy-ring Marasmius) is the source of this 1528-nucleotide messenger RNA. RefSeq lists its product as uncharacterized. Gene Ontology annotation, biological process: regulation of DNA-templated transcription. The record is from RefSeq and is a predicted model, not a curated record. The transcript is spliced from 6 exons. Lineage: Eukaryota; Fungi; Basidiomycota; Agaricomycetes; Agaricales; Marasmiaceae. Bases 694 to 1317 code for a protein of 207 amino acids. Gene Ontology annotation, molecular function: DNA-binding transcription factor activity, RNA polymerase II-specific; zinc ion binding.